Molecule: messenger RNA, 2142 nt
Organism: Nematocida minor
Lineage: Eukaryota; Fungi; Microsporidia
Exons: 1
Coding region: 1-2142 (713 amino acids)
Source: RefSeq, a predicted model, not a curated record
AUGCGAUUUAUGCAAAGCAUGGAAGUAAAAAACAAGGAAGAGCAAUUAGCGAUAAUAAAAAGCUCAAUCAACAGAUUAAUAAGCAGGCCUGAAGAGAGCAACUGCUACGACACAUUCAUGAAGGGGUAUAAUGCAGUGUAUCUGUACUGCACAGAAAACACAAAAGAGAGCUACAUAAUUGAAGGAGCCGAGGUGUACAAAAUAUACGACCAGGCGUUGACAAACCAUCUUAAAAGGCUGCCAGAAGACUACACCUUGGAAACUUUUGUGCGCUUUGUGGAUGCAUAUAUCCGCGCCAAUGAAAGAGUCUGCAAAAUGCUGACAUUCCUUAGCCGGUACUUCGUGCGCGUAAAUGUUGAAAUAUCGAACACAAAUGUUAUAGAGCUGAAAAAACUGUACUUUGAAAGACUUUAUUCUAUGCUGAUAGAGGGGAAAGAGCACAUCAUACACCCUCUGUUCAUAGAAGGGCUUGGAAGAUACACAGAUAUGAAAGAGAAGAAACAGGAAAAGACAGGUGUGUAUGAGAGACAUCUGAAGAUACUAAGGGUGAUGCUUCGCACGUAUAUAAAGGUGUGCGAGAUAUCCAACCAGAAAAAAUCCCUGAAAAAGCUUCUUAACAGCGUGGCCAAGUUCAUAGCAUCGCUGAAAGAAAAGGAGCAGACAGCCUUUAUAUACUACAAGAUGGCAGCCGUGGACAGUCUGUUCAAAAAAAAAGAGAAAAGCAAGAAAACGCUGUAUUGGAUGGUGGAAGAAAAAAUAGACGAGCACGUUUUGAAGAGUUUUAUAAAAGAGUUUGUGUCCAAAAUUCUAAGAAGCGGGAUAAACAAGAAAACACACGCUGAGAUAGCUCCAUUCUAUUCUUUUAUAGACAACUCAGUAAAAGGAAAGGACAUUUUCAUCAACAACAUGCUUCUGAUGAGUAUAAAAAUCAUUGAUAAAAACGAGGAGUGCAACUCGUUUCUGAGGUUUUUUAUUUUCAUAGGAAAACAUCUCAGCUACAUGCCAAGAACAUCAAAAAGAGUCAAAAAGGUGUUUGAAAUGGUUUUGACCAGGAGAAUGCAGAGCAUCUUGGAUGCGCCCGACUGCAAGUUUGAAAAUGAGCUGCUGGAGUGCAUAAACGUCUUCAUGAAGACAAAACACCCGCCGAUUGUAGAGCUUUCUUUGCUCAUAUCGAAUGUAUCUGCACAUAAAACCAUAUUUUGGAAGAUGUUCAUCGUUGGAGUGAAGAACAGGCUAAUUCUGGGAAACCUGGCAUCGGUUGAAAAAAAGCUAAUAAACCUCACAAUCAGAAGAAUAGAGCAAUACAAAGAAACAAGGCUAAGAAAGGAGGCGGAUGUAAAUAAGAAAGUGCUUGAGUACAUUGAUGCAGAUACACUCUAUAAAACACAUCAGUACUACGAUGUCUUCAACUUUGAAGAGCUACUGCUCUGCAUAAAAGAUAUUGCAACGAGUGAAGUGUACUUCAAGACAGAAAAGCCUGAUCAGAAGAGCGAGUGUCUUUUGCUGGUGUACACCAGAUGGAGCUACCCUGUGGUGAAUAUGCACAUACCUCCAGAGCUGGAGGACACCUGGAACUCAGUUAAGGAGUACUGCAAAAUGAAAGGGAGAAAAUACAUACUUAGAUUCUGUCCAACUGUUUCGUCCAUCACACUCGAGCUAGGUGAAAAAGAAAUACACUGUGACAUGCUCCAAGGCUCUAUUAUAAUUCUUCUGACACGAGGCGGCCCUCACUCGUUUGACGAACUAGUGCAUGCGCUGAUAGUUGAAAUAACGGACAAAACAAUUGAGCUUGUAAAGCUAAAAAUAAAAACUCUGCUAGAUUCAGAAAUUGUAAGAGAGAACAGUGAAAAGUACGAAAUAAACACAGAGUGUGCCUCUGGAAACAUAGACAUCUUUGCUCCUGAAAUAGAAGACACCCUAAACGAGGCAGAAACACUGAAAUAUGCGUACUCAAAGGGCGCCAUUGAAGCACGCAUCGUGAAAACAUUGAAGAAUGCAACGGGAAUGGACUCAGAAAAGCUAAAAGAAGAUGUGAUGAGUGUCUUUCCUAUAGAGGAAAAAGAAGUAGAUCUGUGCAUUCUAGUGCUUCAGGAGAAAGGGCUUAUUUCGAUUGCAGACAACAUUUUAUAUUUUGUUCCGUAA